This is a messenger RNA of Alternaria novae-zelandiae, 4368 nucleotides long. RefSeq lists its product as uncharacterized. The coding region runs from base 1 to 4368 and encodes 1455 amino acids. Lineage: Eukaryota; Fungi; Ascomycota; Dothideomycetes; Pleosporales; Pleosporaceae. The record is from RefSeq and is a predicted model, not a curated record. Gene Ontology annotation, molecular function: ATP binding; cysteine-type deubiquitinase activity; argininosuccinate synthase activity. Gene Ontology annotation, biological process: L-arginine biosynthetic process; protein deubiquitination; urea cycle. The transcript has 6 exons. Gene Ontology annotation, cellular component: cytoplasm.
AUGAACGGCUACACCAAUGGCGCGCACGGCGUCGGCGCAGACGGAUGGGGAAGCGGCGACGGCGCUGGGGACUCCAGAGGCCCAGUUGGCCCAUUCCCACCCAUCGCCGAAAUCAUAGCCUCUGCGACAGACACGGCCGAGUCGCUAAAACACCAUUCGAUCAAACUCCUCCUUGAACGAGCCAGGGGGCACUUCAAUUCGGCCAAGAACAUGCUCAACAACCGCUCUCCCGCCGGCGCCUACUGGGAAUACAUUGUCGCAUACCAGAUCGUCGCCGAACUGAUACCCACCCACCGCGACUACUACGACAAGAUCAACGGCAGCCGAAGCCAGAUCCACCGCGACUUCAACGAGCUUAUGAAAGAGAUCAAGUCAAACGAAGAGCGGUUUGUGCGCAUAAAGGACAUUAUAAAGAACGACAACAAGAGGAACGGCGCACACCACAGGACGACCUCUACACCCCCCUCUACAACACAAAGCAACCGCAAUGGCAUGAUUGCGAUGCGGAAAGACGACGAGCUGAUGCUUCCUGAAGUCCCCACCGGGCUGCCAAACGGUCGAGCGUCACCUGCGGCCUCUCUGGAUUCUUCACGGAGAAAACCCCCCGUGCAACCGAAGCCGCAAUCGCUGCAUGGCCGGGCCGUGCACCAAAGCAUAUCGAAUGUUAACGGAGUGAAUGAUCUUGCUCAGCGGUUCGCGAAUCUUAGAGGGACCGGUCCGCUAGUUGAUACGUCGCCUCGCCCCAGCCAAGAUUUGUCUGUCAAGAUGCCCUCUCCUGCAGACUACCAUUCUACAAACCGGAUUAUGGGUCCGCGGGGUAUGCCUCCACCGCCUCUUCACAUGCCUCCGCCGCCGCCGAAGCUGCCUCUGGAUACACAAUUCGCCGCUUCGCUGCCGAAAGAGCCUAGUCCUACCUAUAGUCCAGCGAGGAACAUCUCAGGUCCAUCGAGCAUCAACGCACCUCGGAGUACACCCAGGAGCUUGAACGGAACCGGGGGUCGUACCAACUCACUCGCCGCGUCUAGUGCGUCAGCGUACGCACCGAAUGCGAAUAGUGCGCCCGACUCAUACUUUCCCGCGCAGACCCUCCGAGACGGCAAUGGAAGAACAAGGUCUGUCAGCAAGACAGUCGAACUUGAGAUCGAUGCUAGCAUGCUUUACGACUACUACCGCAUGUACAAUGUACUCACCAUCGACGUGCGAGACAGGACAGACUUCGACGCGGGACACAUCUUCGUGCGGAACAUCAUGUGCAUAGAGCCCUUGACCUUGCGCGAUGGCGACUCCGCCGAACAGCUUCUAGACCGUCUCAUCAUAUCCCCAGACGAGGAACAGGACAUGUUCGACAAGAGGGCCGACUUUGAUGUAGUCGUAUACUACGACGAGUCGACAAAGAACAUUGACUUCAUGCAUAGACACAACCGAUCUGAUAGCGAAAUUGCGUUGAAGCGGUUAUUUGACACCCUGCACGAGUUUAAUGCGGACAAACCGCUCAGACGUCCUCCGGUUCUUCUCAAAGGCGGUCUUGACGCUUGGAUGGACCUGGUGGGCCCACAGGCUUUGAAGACGUCGAACACUGCUGGACAAGUGGCUGCUGGUCCGACGCGGGCUCGGGCUAUCCGACGAUCGCCAGCUGCCAGCCAUAUCGCGAGGAACAAUACGCAAAGAAGAUCAAAACGUGAAUACGUUCCCAUGGACCAAGAAGAGCAGCAACAGUGGCUCGAGGAAGCUCGAAAAGGGCGCGCUGCAGUGGAAGUUCCCCCGGCAGAUGGUGAAGAGGAAGACGAACCUACGCAGGAUUUCUACCGUUCGACAGAAGAGUUCCUACGCCGAUACCCCGAUGUUGAAGCCGAGCAGUCAUCUAUGAUGUACCCGUCGAAGUUCCAGUCGACCAAUCAAUACGUCGCACCUGCCAUACCUGUUGCACCUUCUCGUCCGCCGCCUUCUGUUCCUAGGGUGAGCUACAGUGGCGUACACGAUCGGCAAGAACAGAAUCGCAAUGUCGUCUACAAUGGACAACCUCAAUUUAGUAACCUAAGGCUACAUAGGACGGGCCUGCUGAAUUUUGGCGUCACGUGCUACAUGAACUCGGUAGUGCAGUGUCUCAGUGGACAUCUAUUGCUUUCGGACCUGUUUCUUACUGGAAGAUAUCAGCGAGAUCUCCAGCGGGACAACUGGAAGGGAACAAAGGGGAUUUUACCAGAAGCGUACGCAACGCUGCUGUCCAAUCUAUACAAGGGCGAUGUCACGUCCGUGCGCCCAAGCACAUUCAGGCGCAUCUGCGGACACUUCAACUCGCAGUGGGGCAUUGAUGAACAGCAAGACGCCAAGGAGUUCCUGGAAUUCGUUCUAGACUACAUGCACGAGGACUUGAACCUCACCUGGAACAAACCGCCACUCAAGCCACUUUCAGACCAGGAAGAGCUGCAACGAGAGAGAUUUCCACGUCAGUAUUCAGCAAUGAUUGAAUGGCGGAGAUAUCAACAUCGGGAUAUGUCCGUCAUUGGUGGUCUAUUCGCUGGUCAGCACGCGUCGCAGCUUACAUGCCAGACAUGCGGCGUGACAAGUACAACAUACGAAGCCUUCUGGAGUAUCAGCGUCGAGAUUCCUCGAGACGGCGAAUGCGACCUGCGCCAUUGUCUCAACUCAUACUGCGCACCAGAGCGUCUAGCAGGCGACGAACUAUGGCGCUGCCCUCGAUGCAAGAAAGAUCGCGAGGCUGUAAAGAAGAUCACCAUCACCCGCGCCCCCGACACACUCGUCAUCCACUUCAAACGCUUCAGCGCCUCGCGUACGGAAAGCGCACGGAAAGUCCGGACGCCUGUUAAUUUCCCGCUCCAACGCCUCGACAUGGGUCCCUUUGUCGAGCCACCCAUGACGCCAGAACAAGAACGAUAUGUGUCUGAAAAGGCCCGAGAUGGACCUGCGCAGCUUGCUGGUGUUAAGAGCGAUCCUACUAUGAAUGGGCCGUAUGUGUACAACGCCUACGCCGUUAUUUGGCAUAUCGGUGCUACGCUUGGAAGCGGACAUUACAUCGCGUUCGUCAAGGAUAAGUCUAGGGGUUGUUGGCGCAGUUUCAACGACGAUAAGAUUACGGACUUUGAUCCUGGGAAUCUUCCGCCGCACAACCGGCUGCAGAACGAGAAGGCGUAUAUUGUUUUCUAUGAGAGGGAGAGGGUUGCUGGUGACAAAGAGGAGGGCUAUGAGGUCGUCUGCUUCCUCGCCAACGUCGGCCAAGAAGAGCCCUGGGACGAGGUGGAGAAGAAAGCGCUCAAGAUUGGCGCGAAGAAGAUGGUCAUCCUAGACCUGCAGAAGGAAUUCGUCGAGGAGCUCUGCUUCCGCGCCGUCCAGUGCAACGCCUCGUACGAAGGCCGCUACCUCCUCGGCACCUCGCUGGCCCGCCCCGUCAUCGCCCGCGCACAGAUCCGCGUCGCGCAACAAGAAGGCUGUGGGUUCGUCUCGCACGGCUGCACAGGCAAGGGCAACGACCAGGUCCGCUUCGAGCUGGCUUUCUACACACUUCAGCCUACUAUCAAGGUUAUUGCGCCGUGGAGGCUGCCGGAGUUCUGCGACCGCUUCAAGGGCAGGCAGGAUCUGCUGGACUAUGCGGAGCAGCAUGGUAUUCCUGUUACGUCUACCAAGGCGAAGCCCUGGUCCAUGGACGCCAACUUGGCUCACUGCAGUUACGAGGCCGGCAUCCUCGAGGACCCCGACGUGUCUCCCCCCGACGACAUGUGGACCAUGACCGACUCCCCGCUCAACGCCCCCAACGAACCCACCGACAUAACCGUCCACUUUGAAAAGGGCAUCCCCGUCAAACUCACCACCCCCACCAAGACCUACACCGACUCCGUCGAGCUCUUCACCGCGCUCAACAAGCUCGGCUUCACCCACGGCAUCGGCCGCAUCGACAUCGUCGAGAACCGUUUCAUCGGCCUCAAAUCCCGCGGCUGCUACGACUCGCCCGCCAUGACCAUCCUCCGCCUCGCCCAUCUCGACCUCGAGGGCCUCGUCAUGGACGCCCAGGUGCGCAACCUGCGCGACCAAUUCGUAUCCCACAACUGGAGCUACCAGCUCUACAACGGCAUGUACUUCUCGCCCGAACGCGAGUUCAUCGAGAACAGUCUGCUCUUCUCGCAGCGCAGGGUCAACGGCGAGGUUAGGAUGAAGCUGUACAAGGGUAACUCGUAUGUGCUGGGCCGGUCCAGUCAGACGGAGAAGCUGUACUCUGAGGAGGAGGCUAGUAUGGAUACGUUGGAUAACUUUAGUCCUAUGGAUACUACGGGCUUUAUUGCUAUUCAGAGCAUUCGUCUCAAGAAGUACGGGCUCCAGAAGGCGGAGGAGGGCGAGAACAUGUCGAGGGCUUAG